AUGCACGCAGUGUUUGGUCUUCUCGUCUUUGAAUCACUUAAUGGUCCUUUUGGUCCUAGCUGCGCUCUGGUGAAGCAUCUCUGGCGUCGUCCUGACCUUGCGUUCUCUGCUCGGAAGGUAGGAUAUUCAAUUUACGAUUGUCACCGGGAUCGGUUCGAUCGUAAAGAUGAGAGUCAUAGGUAUGACAGUGAAGAUGAGAGCGAUGAGGAGGACAGCUACAAGGACAAGGAGAUCAUCGAGGAAAUGGCCAAUGAAGUAAGCAGCGGGAGGGACUGGUUCUGGUGGCAGGGCCACCUCAAGAAGCGAUGCGACGAUGCCUGGCUAGCCGUGCUGCUAGCUCGUCUAACUCACCUCGAAAGCCUCACUUUGGAUCCCUGA
Molecule: messenger RNA, 378 nt
Organism: Aspergillus wentii DTO 134E9
Lineage: Eukaryota; Fungi; Ascomycota; Eurotiomycetes; Eurotiales; Aspergillaceae
Exons: 1
Coding region: 1-378 (125 amino acids)
Source: RefSeq, a predicted model, not a curated record